ACCUUGUAAAACAAAGCCGGGGAAAAUGCCUGCCCGUGCAGCUCGGAGCGCGCAGCCGGUCUCUGAAUAAGAAGUGAGUACAAUGGCGUGUUCGUAAAAAAAGCUUCAAGUCCGUCUUUUUCAAAAAACAUUUUGAAUGCUGCAUGCCUCAUGCUUCCCAGCGCCUCGCGGGAGAGACCCGGCUAUAGAGCAGGAGUGGCGGCACCUGACUUGCUGGACCCUAAAUCUGCCGCUCAGAACUCCAAACCGAGGCUCUCGUUUUCCACGAAACCCACAGUGCUUGCUUCCCGGGUGGAGAGUGACACGACUAUUAAUGUUAUGAAAUGGAAGACGGUCUCCACGAUUUUCCUGGUGGUUGUCCUCUAUCUCAUCAUCGGAGCCACUGUGUUCAAAGCAUUGGAGCAGCCUCAUGAGAUUUCACAGAGGACCACCAUUGUGAUCCAGAAGCAAACAUUCAUAUCCCAGCACUCCUGUGUCAAUUCCACGGAGCUGGACGAACUCAUCCAGCAAAUAGUGGCAGCAAUAAAUGCAGGGAUUAUCCCUUUAGGAAACACCUCCAAUCAAAUCAGUCACUGGGAUUUGGGAAGUUCCUUCUUCUUUGCUGGCACUGUUAUAACAACCAUAGGUAGGAGACAACUUACUUUGUUUUUUUAUUUUGGUGUAAUUU
Otolemur garnettii (small-eared galago) is the source of this 667-nucleotide messenger RNA. Its product is annotated as potassium channel subfamily K member 2. The transcript is spliced from 3 exons. The record is from RefSeq and is a predicted model, not a curated record. Gene Ontology annotation, cellular component: membrane. Gene Ontology annotation, molecular function: outward rectifier potassium channel activity; potassium ion leak channel activity. NCBI's taxonomy places the organism in Eukaryota, Metazoa, Chordata, Mammalia, Primates, Galagidae. The annotation marks the transcript as partial. Gene Ontology annotation, biological process: stabilization of membrane potential; potassium ion transmembrane transport.